CGAUACGAGCCUUAAACCCUUCAGGAGCCGCUGAUUUCAUUUUCGUAAACCCCUCACUUUUCCCCUUCAGUGAGAACAAAAAUCAAACACCAUGAGUACCUUUCCCAACAACUCCAACUUGGACAACCUCCUCCUCCAAACCCUCAUGGGCAGACUCCACCUUCGAACUCCGAUCAACAACCCCUUAGUCACUCAAUCCCUCGAAGACUUCCUCUUCGACCUCGACGAUGACGAUGAAGACGACAACGACGAGGGCAAGUCAGAGCUUGCCAAAGAAGAAGCCAAGCUCGAAAGAGAACUAAUCAAGAUCAUCCUCAGUGGCAACGCCGAUUCACUGAAACCGAAUUCGGGGCAAGCCGUGUCGGUUCGCGACCACCACAUAUGCGUGGGGUUUCAAGAGGAAGAGGGUUCGGAUUAUCGGGUGUGGGAGUGGCAUGGCCACGUCAUGGUCUUCGACGAAGAACACGGUUAUUCGCCUGAGUAUAUAUAUGGAAACUACUUCCAGAGGUUGAAGCCUAAACCUCCUCCUCCUCCUUCUGCUGCUGACGCUGAUGCUUCUCUGGAGAAAGAGGAAAAACAGGAGAAUCAGGGUUUGAGGGAAUUGAUUGAUACCAAGGAUUCCACCGACGCUCGCAUUCUUCAUCGCAACAUCAAUGCUGGUUCACCCAGGUACUAGACAAGAAUUGUUUCUUCAUUGGAAAUUCAAGUUCAAAGUGUUGCAAGCAGAGGUUAUAAGCAGCAUCCCAUUUCCUUUGCGAGGCAAAGAUUGAUUUCCCCUGCUUUUCACAGUGCCAAUCUCAGAGUCAAGCCUACAUCUAGGUCUGUUUGAGCUUCAAAUUACAUACUGUAAAGGAUGUGAGACAUUUCUUCAAUAAUAGGUUAUCUUGAUCAGAUUAUUAAUGUCACAGCAAUUUGUUACUUUGCCAUUUUCCACUAAAGCUAGCUCUUGUCAUAGACGCCAGUAGUAUGGGAGGAAAUAGGUUAAGUUAGACUUUAUUAAAUGUGAGUCUAAUUUGUUGUUUGGCCUGAAUAUGACUUAUUUAUUUGGCUUUUUUAUUUUAAUAUUGUAAUUUAAAAAACUAUUUAUCAAAAUAUAGUGAUUUUAAAACU
Messenger RNA from Abrus precatorius (Indian licorice), 1110 nucleotides. RefSeq lists its product as uncharacterized. The transcript is spliced from 2 exons. Bases 92 to 676 code for a protein of 194 amino acids. NCBI's taxonomy places the organism in Eukaryota, Viridiplantae, Streptophyta, Magnoliopsida, Fabales, Fabaceae. The record is from RefSeq and is a predicted model, not a curated record.